Messenger RNA from Aspergillus eucalypticola CBS 122712, 3855 nucleotides. RefSeq lists its product as uncharacterized. The record is from RefSeq and is a predicted model, not a curated record. NCBI's taxonomy places the organism in Eukaryota, Fungi, Ascomycota, Eurotiomycetes, Eurotiales, Aspergillaceae. The coding region runs from base 1 to 3855 and encodes 1284 amino acids. The transcript has 4 exons. Gene Ontology annotation, molecular function: protein binding.
AUGCAUCGGUUGAAAGCGAAAAUUUCACGCCGGUUGCAUCGUUCUCGACAUAAAGAGCCUGCUGCCGACAAUCAGUCCACGUCACCAGACUGCAAGCGAAGUGACCCCAUUGAACCCGCAAAGGAGCUCUCGCAGAAGAGAAGUACGUCUGUGUCGAGUAAGCCGUCGAUCACCAACAGGAGUCAGCAUGAAGGAGCUGUGCCUCGAAGCCUUCCAGAGAAGAGAAGGUCGCUAUCAACCAGCGACACCCGACAUGAGGUCAGCAGUGUUAUAGGUGAUGAUAAAACCCCUGAUUCCAGCUUGCCCGAGAUUUGGAAGAAGCCAGACAGCGACGAGGAAGUAUCCGUAAAUCUCUGGAAGGAAGCGUUUGCGAGGCUCCUCCAGAAAACCCAAGAUCAUCUUCGCGAAUUGGGUUACGAACCGAGUUCGAACACCGAUCCAAGAGAUCUGGAUAUUCUGCUUAAGGAUCUCCGAAAGAAGGCAAAGGUCUGCGAUGAGAAAGGCUGGAAAUACAAAGGUGAAUUCGUACGAGACUACGCUGUCAAAUGCGCGACUUGGAUCAAAUGGAUCGGGGAUCUCGUCGUCCCGUUCGCACCCUCACAGGCUGCAGGGCCGUGGGGGUUGAUCAAAGCGGCUUUGGAGAUCCCUGUAGAGUAUAACAAUGCGAUGUUCGCCUUGCUUGGGACUGUCGAGCGGGUUCUACAUGCCACAUUCCGUGGCAGAGAAUAUCAGUCCGCCUAUGCAACCGAAAACAGUGAUAUUGUCGACACUCUACGGGGAGACCUGAUUAAUGUUUACGCAGCUGUCUUGGAAAUAUUGAGUUACAGCAUUAAGAUGCUAAAACAAUCGACCUGGGCUAAGAUAUUGAACACGAUGUUUGACAAAAGCUCGGGGCGAUUCUCGGAUCUGACUGCGAAGGAAGAAGAGCUCGCUAUGACUGCUCAGGCGUGCAGUGCAGCCACAGGUAUAAAGGCAUCCAACGACUUGCAGGUCAUCCGAAAGCGCCUACCCCGCAUAGAGGCCCAGGUGAUAGAAUCCUUGGAUGAGCUUAAAAGUGAGGAGGUUCUGAAGAUCUUAGAGUGGAUCUCACCAGUUAAGUAUGGGGCACAUCAUGAUACUGUGAGCGGCAAUCGGACACCUGGGACGGGCGAGUGGCUCUUACAAAAGGAUGAAUUCCGAGAAUGGGAAGAAAGCAGUUCUUCCGCCGUAUUAUGGUUGCGUGGCUCUCCGGGCACGGGAAAAACCUUCCUGACUUCGAGAGUUAUCGAUCAUGUCAAAGACACACUCGCAAGAGUGCCAAACGACGAAGGGUUUGCCUAUUUUUACUGCUACCGAGAAGAGGACAUCCGAACACGACCCCUUGCCGUAGCGCGGAGCUACGUGCGUCAAUUAUCUGCUAACGAAAGCAAGUCCAAUCCAAGCGAGACCCAUUCGCUGUACAUACGAUCCAGGCUUAAAUCCAAAUAUCUGUAUUUACGUACCCGUGCCUCUGAUCUUGGCUUGAAAACCUGCGAGGAGUUAUUGACCGAGUCCCUAAACCUCUACCCUCGAACUACAUUGGUGUUGGACGCUUUCGACGAAUGCGAUCCUGCUUCGCGUGGUGAACUCCUUCAGCUUUUCAAGAAGUUGCUUUCGAGCAGUAAACGGCCAGUCAAGUUGUUCAUUGCAAGCCGUCCUGACCGGGAUGUUCAGCAGCAGGUUCGCUCGCAUCCAAACAUCGAUGUUCAGGCGAACGAUAACCAGCAGGAUAUUGAGGCCUACAUUAGCCAAGAGAUGCCAAGGCUGAUCGAGAACAACGGUGCAUUCCGUGAACUGCGGGAAACGGUUGAGUCGACCCUGUCAGAAAAAAGCCAAGGAAUGUUUCAAUGGACCUACCUACAACUUAAACAGCUCGAAAGAUGCGUGUCAUCUGAAGCUAUACUGGAGUGUCUUCAGACACUUCCCAGAACCCUCGACGAUACGUAUAAAAAGCUCUUGGAGGAGAUAGAGGAAAGUCAUCCCCACGACCGAGAUCUCGCGCUACGCGCUUUCAAGUGGGUUCUGGACGCACGACAACCGCUUUCACGGGAAGCUCUACUCGAUGCAAUCCGCAUCAAUCCUGACAGUACGGAUGCAAAGUUGUGUGCCUCAAUCAGCGACGAGGCACUGUUGGCAUUAUGCCGCAAUCUUUUAGUCAUCGAUUCCGAGCGGAACGUAUGGAGAGUAUCGCAUUUAUCGGUGGCAGAGUUCUUCGAGCUCCGUAAAAGCUGGACGACUGCAGUCACUAACCUGUUGGUGGGCAAAGCGUGCUUGCUGUUUAUGUUGAGCGAAGCUUGGAAUGAAACCACACACAAGUUUCCUCGCUACCAAUGGGAAGAGACGCCCAAAUGGUCCUGCUUUACACGAGCAUUCAUCUACUACCUCUCCUGUUUCUGGCCAACACAUAUUGCGAUCUUAGACCCUACCUGCGUGUCGACAGAGGAAUUUUCUCCUGUAGUUGAGCUUCUAGAGAGGUUUCUCGGUGCUCCGCAGGAUAGCAGUGCGCAAUACCGAAUCUGGGCUCAGUGUUAUGGUGCAAGUUUAAGUCCUCCUGAAUACUCUAUAUUGGCCGUAUGCCAAUUUGGAUUCCGCCAACUAUCGGACUCAUGGUGGAAUAAUGGCGAGCUAAAUCUAGCCAGUACUAAUCUCCAUGGUCGAACCUACGUGCUCCUUGCUGCGGAAUAUGGCCAUAUCCAAAUCCUGCGGAUCCUUCUGGCAAAAGGUGGUACUGUUGGGAUACAAGGCGGACCCGACGACACAAACAAAUCGACGCCACUGAUCAAGGCUGCCUAUUAUGGACAUGUUGAGGUGGCCAAAUUUCUGGUGAAGGACGCUAAAGCGGACGUGAAUUUGGAGGUAGGCGGGGCGCAUUGGGGUCUAUGCGCAUUUGAAGCGGCCAUACGUCGAGAAGAUAUGGACAUGCUGCAGCUAUUGAUCUUUGAAGGCCACGCAGAAGUGAACGUGCGCUUGAAAUACGGUGGCAGUCCAUUGGCUAUGGCAACUCGUGAUAAUUGGUUGGAGGGCACAAAAUUCUUGGUGGAGCAGGGCGGAGCAGAUGUUGAUAUGGUUCUGCAAUACGGACCGUACGGUAGCGCCCUGGAUGCCGCUGCUAAAAAUUUCGACUCUCUGAAUAUGUUAAAAUAUUUGGUGGGAGUUAAACGUGCAAACGUGAACUUGGCCCCCCAGAUUGGUGAAUACGGGAGUGCAUUGGCGGCUGCCGUCAUGGAAGGGAAUCCAGAAUGUGUCCAAUAUUUGAUCGAGGUCGGAAAUGCUGAUGUCAACGUACCACUCUCGAGGAGAAUUGGUAAUGUGUUGACCAUGUCAGUGAUGAAUUGGAGAGUUGGACUCAGGCAGGCUCAUCUCGAGAUUCUGUCGACAAUGAAGAAGCCGUCCCCGGAUAUUCGUCGUUUCCAGUUCGAACGGAGAGAUAUUGUCCGGCUUCUGCUUGCGGCAGGAGCCUCUGUUGUGUCAGAUAUUGGGGAUGGGGUAAUCGUGGAUGCAUUUGAAUGUUUCAAUAGCGAAAGCUGGCUGGGAUUAAGGCCCGGAAUUAUGACUGAUGAAGAGUGCUCGGUGAUAGAUGCAAAUGGAAGGGAGAGCCUUAUUUGCGAUGAUGACGGUGCAAAGGACUAUAUAGAUGUGAAGAUAAUCAGGGCAGUCGGAAAGGCCACGCUUGUUGAGCUACAAACGGCAAUGUGGCAGCAAUAUAAGGGUGGCACCCUUGGCCUUGAAGAAGCCAGAUAUGUGGAACGGGUGUAUCGUGAAGACAAUAUCCUGAAACUUUCUGAGACUGAUAUGGACAUAUUAUCGACGUAUUUCAAGAAAGGUGUUAUAAUCUGA